UCUUAAGUUACAAUUGUGUGUACGUUUGGCGGACGAAAGUGAAGUGCAGCCCUGUUGUUGCCAGAAGAGAUCAUGUUUACUGAAAGAAGAGAGUGAUCUAAUGCCACAGAUAGAGUUCAGCAUUAUUAGACGGAGGGAGAAUGCCCACCUGCACAGAAUGUGGGUCCACUAAAGUGGUGGAGGAUGACUUGUACUCGGAGAGGACACUAGUGUGCGAAGACUGCGGGUCGGUGGUCGCCGCGGAACAACUCACGACAACUAGAAGCGAGGAAGAGCAAGGCACAUCGGUUCCAUACUAUGCCAGCACAGAGGUCACAAAGAAACCCUGCAGAAAUCUCAUUAAAGGCAUCAAGAGAGUCCGCGCCCUGUGCCGAAUCUUCCGAUUUCCCGGCGACAUGGAGGCCAGAACCGUGGAGCUGUUUCAGCAGGCUUACGCCCAUCCGACUUUCCUGCCGGUCAGAAUGGACAAGAAAGAGCUCUUGGCUGGAGCCUGCAUGGUCGCCGUCGCCAGGAUGAGCAACUGGCCCGUUGCCAUGGGAACCGUCAGCUCGCUGAUGGAGGCCGACGGGACCCUGUUAGGAACGGUUUAUCAGGACCUCGUCCAGAGCCUGCAUCUUCAGGCCACCGGCGCUAGCGUCACGGACCUGCUAGAGAACUACUGUCACGGGUUGAAGCUGACGGUUGAUGUGGUGGGCGCGGAGUUCGCCGAGACGCCCCAGCGUCUGACGGAGAGGGCCACGGCGCUGGUGGAGCUGGCUGGGGACACCUGGUUGGUCACUGGUCGCCACCCACUACGUGUCAUGGUGGCUGCUGUCUACGUGGCUUGGCAGUCUCUGCGGCCGGCACCUCGUAUGAAGGUGACCCUGGCGCAGUUCUGCCAGGUGGCGAAGGUGGUGGACUCUAGCCGCACGACCACUGAGCGGCUGAAGGAGCUGAAGGCCGUCCUGUGUAAGCUGGGCGCCCAGCUGCCCUGGCUGAGGGGGGCUCGGGUGGAGCCGCGCAAGAUCGCCACCCUAGUGGAGGACAUUGUGAAGCACAGGCGCCUGCUGCUGAGCAUGGCCAUGAAAAGCCACGAGGAGUCCCUGCAGGCUAGCGUUCAUCCUGACGAGAAUGCGACAGUGACUAACGCUAACGGCACAUCGCCGCGGGGAGAGAGCGCUCUGGUGUCCACAGAGAACAUGCCAGAGGUCAGAAACAUGUCUGGACACACGGACGACACACGGGCCGCUGGAGAAAUGGCUGCAACAACAGAGACUAUUCUCACACCUGGCAGUGUGCCUGCAGUGUCCUGUUCAACCCACUCCGCAGCCCAGGUAGACCCACCUGGGCCAGGUAGAGCUCUGCCUGAAGUACACCUGGCGGGGGCUCGCCCUGAGUGCCUGAGGUCGGCAGGUGUGAAGAGGAAAGCGGGACAGAUGGGGACAGUUAUUGGAGCGGAGGGAGAGGACGUGGAGGAGGAGGAGGAGGAGGAGGAGGAGGAGAGGGAGCCCCCUGCUGGACAAACCCGUCAGUGCAGCGCCGAGCUCCCAGAGGACCACUGGGGCAAGAGACGGCUGUUCGUGCCCCCCUGCAUACUGCUGCCAUCCAAGAGGCCGAGAUUUGAGCGAGGACCCGACGUGACGGGCGACGAGGAGAUCUCCGACACUGAGAUCGAGUCCUACAUCCGCACACCUGCAGAGAUCCAAGAUGUCUUGCAGACUCAGAGGUGGUUUACACAGGAAGAGCAGAUAAAGGGACAAAAGGCAAAAGAAGAUUCCUUUCUUCUUCUUUAAUAAUAAUAUUUUGUUUAUAUAGCCACAUUUAUUUAAGUGCUGCUACAGUUUUGUGGAACCUGUGGUUUCCAUUCUCGAGAGUUUAAUUAGACUCUGGUGUCUAAAAUAUGUUUAAGUUUCACUGUUAAGUUAAGUUUCACUCUUUCACUUUAAAAUGGCAUGUACAGAUGUGAUUUAAUUUGUCAAAUAAAACAUGUUGUAACUUUUGAAUCUAA
Messenger RNA from Sardina pilchardus (European sardine), 1987 nucleotides. It is a transcript of the gene brf2, whose product is annotated as BRF2 RNA polymerase III transcription initiation factor subunit. Gene Ontology annotation, cellular component: nucleus; transcription preinitiation complex. The record is from RefSeq and is a predicted model, not a curated record. The transcript is spliced from 6 exons. Lineage: Eukaryota; Metazoa; Chordata; Actinopteri; Clupeiformes; Clupeidae. Gene Ontology annotation, molecular function: TBP-class protein binding. Bases 141 to 1772 code for a protein of 543 amino acids. Gene Ontology annotation, biological process: DNA-templated transcription initiation; transcription preinitiation complex assembly.